Fusarium subglutinans is the source of this 2523-nucleotide messenger RNA. RefSeq lists its product as uncharacterized. The record is from RefSeq and is a predicted model, not a curated record. Lineage: Eukaryota; Fungi; Ascomycota; Sordariomycetes; Hypocreales; Nectriaceae. The transcript is spliced from 2 exons. Bases 1 to 2523 code for a protein of 840 amino acids.
AUGGAGGUCCCGAAUGACUGGCAGAUCCAACAAGCACAUGUUGCCUGGGAUGAUCUCGCUAAUCAAAGCAACCAACAACCUCAAAAUAGCACUCAAACCGCUCAGCAAAGCGAGCCACAACCGCAGUCUCAGCCUCAAUGUACUCAUCAUCAUCUUGAUAUAGAUGCUCACAUGGCAUCACCCGCACCAGCCCCUCUAUCAAGCUGGACGGGUCCUUACUUCAACAAAGCAAACAAUUUCUAUGGUGACCAUGUGAAAAAUCUCUUGCCAGAAAAGGGUGUCGAACAGACUCGGCUGUUUGAACUCUAUCGACUGCAUAUGGUGUCCUUCGAACUCAAUCAGGGGGACACUCUUGUGUUUAUCGACUAUCCUGUCCAUCACAAAGGCGUUCUCGACUAUACCGACUGCAAUGGCAUAGUCUAUAAGUCACAGAAGUUUCGAGUUCACUCGAGCAAGUUGCUUGAGACUGGUUCUCCCAAAUUCGCUGAACUCCUUGGCCCUACAUACCAAUUCAAAAUCCAACGCCGUCGUAAGAUGGUCAACAAACUACCCGACGGUAUCAAGUAUUUGCUUGAUCUGACUCCACCCUCGGAAGGAGAUGAGUUGGUGCUCCAGAUGACCGAGCUGUCUUUAACUCCUGGGAUCAUAAAAUGGUGGAGCUCACAUAUUCUUAAUGGCGUCGAUUCAUUCUUGGUUUGUGGCCAUGAUGAUAUUUGUAAGUGCAACAGACAGCCGAAAGGCGCAGAAAACAACAAAGAUGCCGAUGUAGAUGCCGAUGUAAAUGAGCAUGACAGCGCAACACCCACCCAGGGGAACGCAACUACCGGCUACAGGCUUAAACCACUGAAGCUUGAUCCAGAGCGUGCUCUGCAGCUGAAAGCCAAGAAUGAAGAUGCGUACGAGACACCUCUAUAUCGGCACAUUCCAGAUUAUUGCCCGAUUCGCCACCGAAAUGGCAUCGUGAGGUUGCUCAUGUUGAUCGAAGGCAAAGGAUGUAUCCUAGAUUCGGCUCCCAGAUUGUUCACCAUCUUGAAGUUGAGUUGCCUCUUCGAAUGCAGCUCCAUGCUUACCGAUCGUGUUACCCAAUGGAUAAUGCACGGCCAAAACACUGCUUUUAUCGAGGUCUUGCCCGAAGAAGCCUUGCAGAUUGGGUCUCUGCUCAAGAUUCCUCCUGUAAUGGACUCUGCUUUCAGGAUCCUCGUCAACGAGCUCGCCCUCAAACUGGCUGACACCAACCCAGCGAACCAUAAUGUCCACAGCCAAACGACGGUGUUUGGGAGACGACUGGGUCAACUUCCCGAUGAACUCAGCAACAUUGUGCAGCAUGGGGCACAAGCACUCGUCGAUAGAGUAUCAGAAAUCAACACGACCUAUAGGAACCCAAGCUUGUUCGCUUCAUGGGACAUCGAUGAAUGGUCCAAGCUGCAAGUGACCGAGCAGCUCCUCGAACAGGAAAACACACCACUUAGUCAAACUGCUUUGGAAAAGCUUCGUCUUCUCAUGAGUGCCCUGACUUACGAAUUUACCCACGCAUGGGAAGAGGCGAUAGACUCAGCACCAGUGGAUAGUUAUUCAACAUACAACGGGAUAGACCGAGACCGCCUGACAUACGUGGAACCCAAGGAUUUCGACAAUAUGACUUUCAUAAUGAUGUUGUUUAAUCCAAUUCAGAUGCUACUCUGUGCUGUGCCCUACAAUGACCUCGGUGUUGAACUGGAUAAUGAAAGAUGGAAUCACAGCAGGUGCAAACUGGAUGGAUACAAGCAUAAAUCAUACAGCGAUCUUAUGCAAGAGGCAACAACUGCCCUCGACGACUUUCUCGCAUGCACGCCGAGGCUAUCCAACAAUCUGUUAUGGAGCCGUAUUCUUGCACUAGGAGACCGCGAAUUCCCAGAAAUGGGUAUGCGUCCCUCACGCAGGCCUAUCGUAUCACUGGAUACCCUUGAAGCUGCCGUGAAAGAUCGGCUGAGGCCGCUGACUCUGUCGUGGAGACGAGAAAAUUUCUGGCCUCCUCUCAACCUGACCCGCCAUUUACUCCUCACUCUCACCGAAAACGAACUCAAAUACCUUCCUCUGUGGUGUGGAGGUAAUGAUGACGGAAGCGGAGGCGUGUUUGGGGAUGCAAUUCCCUCAGCAGACUUGCUGGUGGCACCUAAUGGCCCUGGACCUGGUUUCCAUACAGGUUACACAAUUUCAACCCCUUCGAGUGUCUGUGGUUCCAUCAUCGAGGACAUGGAUGCGCUACGAUUCUGGGGUAGUACGUCUGCUGCUUCGAUGGCCCAAGACAGACCCACCGCGUUGGAGUCUUCUUUUACCCUUGGCGAGUCUGAUGUUGAGUUCACCAACGCCAGAUACGCCAUGCCUGCGGACCAUCAGACAAUGGGCGAAGCGGUCAACAUGACAGUCGAGACAACCGACUCCGAUUCAACAUCCGUAAUCGAAGCCUUGAGUUCAAAAAGAGAGGACAGUGAUGAUGAUGCCUGCAUGUGGGACUCUGAUGAUAGUGAUGAUACGAUUGCCUAA